AAAAACCUCUUUGCUGAGUCUGUGGUUGAUGUUGUUUCCCAGCUUCAAUGGCUCGAGGCCUCGAGUUACUUUGAAGCACGUUGGUACGAACUUUAAAUUGCAUCAAUUUCUUUCUACUCCGUAUAAAAAGAGCAGUCUACAAAGUCACAGAUUCAGAUCUGAUCGAAUUCGCAACAAAUACUCUCAUCUCGAAAUUCCCACUCCAUUAUUCUCUAUCAAAACCCCCCCAGUUUCUGCAGUUCACUGGUAUUGAAUCACAAACCCUAAUUUGCGACAGCUGAAUUUCAAAAUCCGAUCUUCGAUUGAUUCAACAAUGUCGUAUCCGCCACUGAAAGCCGUAACUUUGACCCAUGUUCGAUAUCCAAGAGGCGAUAAAACAGGGCAUUUUCUUGCUUGGAUUUCUCUGGUACCAGUUUUCAUCAGCCUUGGAGGUUUUGUAUCGCACUUUUUCUUCCGCCGCGAACUACAGGGUAUGUUUUUCGCUAUUGGUUUGAUAAUCUCUCAAUUUAUCAGCGAAUCUAUUAAGUCAUGUGUGCAACAAUCUCGUCCGGAAACUUGCGCAUUACUGGAAGUAUGCGAAUCACAUGGCUGGCCUUCUAGCCAUUCGCAAUAUAUGUUCUUUUUCGCUACGUAUUUUACGCUGUUGAGCUAUCGAAAAGCUGGGUUUUUUGGUGGGAAUGAGAAUAAGUGGAUUGUGGAAGUGAUUGCUUGGUUUAUGGCAGUGCUGACUAUGUUCUCCAGGGUUUAUUUGGGGUAUCAUAGCGUUGCCCAGGUUUGUGCCGGUGCGAUUUUUGGGACGGUUCUUGCUUGGGGUUGGUAUUGGGUUGUUAAUAAUGUGUUUAUUCAUUAUUUUCCGUUGAUUGAGGAGAGCUACUUCGGGAGGAAGUUCUAUAUUAAAGAUACUUCUCAUAUAUGUAAUGUGUUGAAGUUUGAGUAUGAUAAUGCAAGAGCAGCGAGGAAAAAUUCGGCUAACAAAAACAAUUGAUGUGGGCGCACUUCUAUCUAAGUCAUAUAUUUGUAUGCGACAAUGGUGUUCAUGUUCUCUGAAUAAAGGUUCUUUUGUAGGGAAUUGUCUCAAGUAAAGGGUUAUGUAGAUCAUGUUCUCUGAAUAAAUAACUGCAUAUUGUUAUCUGUACCAGAUGAAUUGUUUGACCUAAUCACACCAUGCAAACUCUGGUUUUGGGACACCAUAUCAUUGAAGGAUCGAUCUUGCUUGAUUUGGCAGUGAGAAGUGGGGAACUGGCUGCAGUUUGCGUGUACCGUGGUGGAGGGGACUAUAGUUAUAUCAGUCACCAUAAUACUACGGGAUAAAUGAAGUUCAGUUUUUUGUUUAUGUUCAGGAACUUGGGAGAUUUUGUAAUCCUAUAUAUUGUAUAUGUUUUUUUGACAUAGGCUUAAACUUAAACGAACAGUAUUACGAACGAACUACAGAAAGUAAGAACUGCCACUAUGUUGAGCGUUAUUGCUCUUAUAAAACAGCUAAACAUAAAAUUAUACA
Spinacia oleracea (spinach) is the source of this 1498-nucleotide messenger RNA. RefSeq names its product lipid phosphate phosphatase gamma. The transcript has 2 exons. Gene Ontology annotation, biological process: protein N-linked glycosylation; lipid biosynthetic process. Gene Ontology annotation, cellular component: endoplasmic reticulum membrane; intracellular membrane-bounded organelle. The record is from RefSeq and is a predicted model, not a curated record. Gene Ontology annotation, molecular function: dolichyldiphosphatase activity. NCBI's taxonomy places the organism in Eukaryota, Viridiplantae, Streptophyta, Magnoliopsida, Caryophyllales, Amaranthaceae. Bases 314 to 985 code for a protein of 223 amino acids.